UUCCCUAUAAAUCCUUGAUAUCUCCGAUUUGGAGUUUGUUUCUCUUCAAUCUGAAUUCUUCUUUUCGUAUUCUUGAAUCCUAAAGGAACAAUCUUUUGUGUCAAAGAACGUCUGUAAAGAUGACAGGGGACAACAAUGAAGCUAGGGUUUCUUCAAGCGACUCGGCUACAUCAAACGAUGCUUCCCAGACGAGACAAAGGAGAAAGAGGAAGUGGGAUCAGCCAGCAGAGCAACUUGUUGCGGCUGGAGUUGCGUUUCCUCAGUUACUUCCUUUAGGCAACAAUACUUUGAAUGUUCCUGCUAUGGGGCCAUUGCUCCAAACUCUUUCUGUGCCUUUAGCAGUUGCAAAACUGAAUCAAGCUAAGAUGCAGGAUGAGUUGAUCAUAGCACGAGAAAUUGUUAUCAAUGAUGCUGAGGCUUCUCUUAGACAUAAGCUUACUAGACGCUCAACUCAAGAAGAAAUUCAGAGGUCUACUGGUGCUGUGGUGAUUACUAGGGGCAAGUAUCGUCCUCCAAAUGCACCUCCUGAUGGUGAAAAGCCGUUAUAUCUUCACAUAUCUGCCGCUGCUCAUUUAAAAGAGACUACAGAACGUAUCUUAGCUGUUGAUCGUGCAGCAGCUAUGAUUGAGGAGAUGAUGAAACACAAAUCAAACUCACAGGUCGGGUCGGCUGGUUUGCCGACUGCCAAGAUGCAGAGUACAUGUGUAUAUUUGGGUUUCGACGCUGAUCCAUCAUCUAACGUUGCUGCUCGUAUUCGUGGACCGAAUGAUCAGUAUAUAAAUCACAUUAUGAAUGAAACAGGAGCAACUGUUGUACUAAAAGGACGUGGUUCAGGAAGCCUUGAGCAACAUGGAGAGGACGCACAGCUACCAUUGCAUCUAUUAUUGUCCAGCAGCAACCCUAAGAGCAUCGACGAUGCAAAACGUUUAGCUGAGAAUCUUAUGGAUACAAUCAGUGUAGAAUUCGGGGCAUCAAGGGUUUCCUCAAGCAAGGUGUAUGGUGCAGUACCACCACCACAGCAACUGCUUUCGGGAGCACCGGGUUCUGGUUUGAUUCCAUCAUAUGGUUUGAUGACAUCGGUACCCGUCACAACACCACCAAAAACUGUUAGUCCGUUUCCAGUUACUCCAGCAACAAGUCUUUAUCCUCAGUUUCCAGUGAUGCAACCUCUAGGAAUUUCAAAUGGUGGGCACUUUCAACCAAGUCCAGUGACUUAUUUACAACCCAUGGCUGGGGGAACCAGCUAUAGUGGCUAUGCUGGAAUAUACCCUCAAGCGACACCACUUCAACAAGUUGCUCAAGUCCUUAAACAAUCAAUUUCUCCUGCUAUCUCUACUGUGCCACCUACUAUGUUGACAGCUACGUCCUUGUCAAACCCAAGUGAUAUUUCAAGAAAGGAAAAGGAAAGGCGCCCACCCCAAAGGCGAAAGUUUCAGGAACUACCAGCUGAUUGUAAUGUUCCAGCAAAACCCAAACAGGUAUUUUUCUGAACUCUAAGAAGCUAACUAGCUGAUUCUGGACCCGUGGGCCACUGGUUUGCAUGUUUCACAGGUUUUUUUUUUAGUAGUGGAGGCACCAUGUGGUUUGCAGUCAUUUUCGCUUCAACUUGGGGACCAGAAUUAGAACUUUAUCCAUACUUUGAAAUGUCUUUUAAAUAGAUGUGAUAUGUGUCCAUGUGUGCAUGCCAUUUUUGCACAUUCCAAUGCAUCUUCACUGUAGUACCUUGCAUUUAGGUUGGCAUUACUCAUUAUAGACAUUGACUGAAACCCUUAUACAUGGUAGAAUAGGCUCAUUCUCCACGGUAGAUGGAACUUUGUUCCAGAAUAGUUUCUAUCUCCAAUCUAUGUUUCAUGAUGCUUGUAGUUAGAGAACAUUAAUAUAUAGCUGUCAUUGGAACUAAGCAGCUAUACCUUUUCUGAUCUUUAACUUAGUUAUGUCUUUAAGGAUGCUAGAGAGCUUAACACUAUUUAAAUGAAAUCGUUGUUAUUUAGCUUUACAAUUUUACCAAAUACAUUCUUCGUUAUUUAGCUUUCCUAUAAAUUCCUGGAUUUUAAAGCAUUUGCAUUAAGAUUACCCUCUUUACAUAUUUGCAUGAUCACUUUUAUUGAUGUAUCGAACUGUUGCUGUGUAAAUUGGUUUCGAAUGUUCUAUUCAUAUCAUUUGUUGCAGCAGUUGGAGUUAGCACUGUCAGGUGAAGUUGCUCCAAAGAAUGUAGUUGAGGAGCCAACAGCAAAUAGAGUGCGGUCACCUCCUUCACCAAGA
Messenger RNA from Capsella rubella, 2262 nucleotides. Its product is annotated as protein RIK. The transcript is spliced from 11 exons. The record is from RefSeq and is a predicted model, not a curated record. NCBI's taxonomy places the organism in Eukaryota, Viridiplantae, Streptophyta, Magnoliopsida, Brassicales, Brassicaceae. Gene Ontology annotation, cellular component: nucleus. The coding region runs from base 120 to 1490 and encodes 456 amino acids. Gene Ontology annotation, molecular function: RNA binding.